AUGAUUUACUGUACCUAUUGUGGGAGGAGCUUCACCAGGAAGGAACAUUUGGAGAGGCACAUCCCGAGUCAUACAAAUGUUAAGCCACACCGCUGUAGCGCCUGCCAGUUGGCGUUUGCAAGAAGGGAUCUUCUUCAGCGACACUACUCGACUUAUCACGAAGCUCACCCUUUAGAGCCGCCGACAGGAGGUAUUCCGACGGUCGCGGGGAAAACACCAAUCGCCUGCCUCAACUGCGCACAGGCAAAGACUGGCUGCGAUAAAGGAGUGCCCUGUGCAAGAUGUAAAGACAAAGGACUGCCUUGUGCAGCACGGUAUGCCAGGCGGUCUUCCAAGGCUGCUCUACGAGCUGCUCAAGCGGCCCAAGCUGCGCAGUGCAGUGCAGCAUUGGGUAGUCAAGAACCCAUCACAUUAGCACAGCAAGGCUCACCGGUGGCCACCAUGAAUCCAGUACUCAUGGACAUUGAUGCGAGCGUUGCAAGACAAGGGUCUCCUGCGAAGCAUUCGCUCUCUCCGGAGGCCGACUUGACCAUCGACCUGAAGAUGCAGCAUCACGACAACUCAAAGAAGAACUCGCCAGUCAACUCCCAUUUGAGCCCGGGUGGAUUCGCGUCUCCGCAUGUGCAAACUGACGGUCUUGACGAUUUCAUGCAACUUGGAAGCGAAUUCAUUGCUCCGGAGCCAAACUAUCAGGACAUGCUUGUGUGGUCUGAUUAUCCUCUUGACCUGGACGUUUACUCUACCACCAUCCCCAUGGCUCGCACAGAUGUUCCAAUGCCUGCGUUCGCAGAACUGAGCGAUAUCUCUUCGUCGAAUUCAGAGCACAUGAGUUCUUCAAGAGGCUCGAUCCAUACAAGGAGCACUAGCAUCAUGUCGAGCAAUGACUUUGACACGUCCGUCAAGCCUCUUGAUACUGGCGUCGCAAGCUCGGCUGAAAUACCCGAAUUCGAGGUGGUUAUCGCCGCUGAGGCUGCGUGGCCACUGGCUCGGUGCAACCCCUCGGUCUAUUCAGGCACAUGCCCCCGAACCGCUAUCGUACAUCUAGAAUGCCUGGAGCAGAAGUCGAAGCACGAAGGCACGUGGAGUGCCCUGGAGAAGUAUUUGGAGCAGGUGGAUUGGGAUGCUGCAGAUCUCGCCUCUGUUGUUCCUAUGAGCUCCCGCACCCGCGAUCGAAUGCUCGCAAUUACACAGACUUUUCUUCACAAGGCUUUGGAGAUACACCGCGGCGGUGUUAAUGGCUUCAAUAAGUCAACUUACAACAGCCCUGGCAUGUUAACCUUCCUUGUCCUUCCCCCAUCCAAAAUUCUGGAGUUUUUCUUGAGAAGUUACGUCAGAAGCCUGACUUUCUUCUAUUCCCUCGUUUCGACAGGCUGCGUCGACCCCAAUGAGAUGCUCCAGAACAACCAAGCAACUACGCUUCUUGUACUGCUGAUGAUUGCUCAAGGAGCUUCCGCAGUCCCCACAGCUGAAGCUCGGGCUUUAUCAGCAGGUCUAAUCGAAACUUGUCGCAUCUCCCUUUUUGAUAUUAUCGAGAAGGACAUUGAGAUGUCUGCAGACCCGACGGCUCUCCGAUCAGCUCUCCUCUUCACCUUGUUGGGGGCAUGGAGCGGAGACAAGUGGUUGAUGGAUAUAGCCAUGGGGCAGCGUGGCAUGUAUCUCUCUAUGUUGAAACAUGCUGGCAUGCUUGACUCUCAACCUUCAAUGAUUCCUUCUUUACAAGCUUCGACCAGCACUGAAUUACAAUGGAGAGCGUGGCUACAUCGAGAAACGCAGAACAGGCUUGUGUACAACUGGGUUAUGGUGGACCAGGAACUCAGCUUAUUUCAUGACACCGCUCCAAUGCUUUCCAUUAGCGAACUCUGCGCUCCUCUCCCGGGACCUGAAUUGCUUUGGAUGUCAGCAAACGCUGAGCAGUGGCUUGCCGCAGUGCAAUCCAUCUAUGGGUGUACAUCCAACGUAAACCCCCAACUUCUCACCACUCCAUCAAUCACGCCAUCGCUGUGCGAUCUCUUCCAAGAUUUCCUGCAUGACAAUUUGUCGCGAAGACAAGGGAAUCUGUCUCCACAUCAGCUUCGCCUACUCUUACACCCACUACAAUCUCUCCUCUGCCAUUUGAGACAGAUGUUGUCGUGCUUCUCAGAUGUGCUUAGCACGCGCCGCACAACCUCCAGGACGGUGACGAAGGCCUCCACAAUGCUGCGGCUGGAGGAAGUUCAAGCACUAUUACAGAAGUGGUACGAACUAUCGAUCACAUACUACAAGGCAAAUCCAGGCUGCGCCGUCAGCAAGACAAACCUGGUUCUCUACCACCUAAUCUCACUGAACGCUGUCACGAAUUUUCCCGAAAUCGAACGUCUCGCGCGACGCGAAGAUUUUGAUGGGUCUUACUGGGAGCUUUCACUUCGUCAUAAGAGGUGUAUUUACCAGCGAGAAGAGUCCAUAUUCCACUCUGGCCAAGUUCUACGCCUCGUCCGCAGCAUGCCGGGCGACCGACGCCCCACAUGGUGGAGCACUGCGAUUUACCGAGCGAUCCUCAUUCUAUGGACCGACAGCAUCUCGCGACUUGAUCCCAAUUUCCAAAAACGAGAUGAUUCAGGUGGCCCUGUGGCUAUCGAUCAGGUAACACCGGAAGAUGCGGCCGUGAUCGCUUACAUUUGGAACGGAGACGGCAUCCCUGUCCUCACUCCGAGUGAAAGCACCACUGCGAACCUAGAUCAGCCUGCCGAGGUUCUUCGCUAUGCGGUCAAGGUUAUUGAAGAUGGUGUGAGCUGUAGACUCAGCGACGGAAUCAAGCGCAAGCUUGCCGCCCUAGGGAGCAACUGGAGCGUCGAUGGAUGUGGGCCAGUAACGGUGUAA
Molecule: messenger RNA, 2856 nt
Organism: Neoarthrinium moseri
Lineage: Eukaryota; Fungi; Ascomycota; Sordariomycetes; Amphisphaeriales; Apiosporaceae
Exons: 5
Coding region: 1-2856 (951 amino acids)
Biological process (GO): regulation of DNA-templated transcription
Molecular function (GO): zinc ion binding; DNA-binding transcription factor activity, RNA polymerase II-specific
Source: RefSeq, a predicted model, not a curated record